Molecule: messenger RNA, 1109 nt
Organism: Prunus avium (sweet cherry)
Lineage: Eukaryota; Viridiplantae; Streptophyta; Magnoliopsida; Rosales; Rosaceae
Source: RefSeq, a predicted model, not a curated record
ACAAUUCCCUGUAGCUCCUUCUUAAACCCCACCGCUGCAAAACCAACCUCUGUCUCAUUCUGUCAAAUUUUCAAUAUUCCAUUCACAAUCUCCGCCGAAUUUCUCAAAAUCCGAGCAAAUCUGCCUCAGUUUUCUCUGAUUUUUCAUUCUCCUCACAAACCCAAUUCAAUUCUUGCUUUGCAUAAUCCAAUUUCUAACUCUGUUUAUUUAUUCAUAAAUUUUUCGCAGGUUCCUUAUGGACCCAGAAAACAUUGAUUGGGGCAGCAUAGAAUCUGUGUUCGUCGAAGAUGAGACGUACGAGAACUUCGAAGCGCCUAAAUGGGUCGACCUCUCCAGCCCAGAUGCGCUCAUUGGCGAUGAAGCCUGGUUCUGCAGUCCUGAUUGCAACCAUCCGAAGGCGGCUGAGGAUUUCCUCAAAUCAGCACGUAAUCGGAAGGUGAAGCUUCUAAGAUCUUUAUCCAUUUCUGAAAUCCUUCCUUUUAGGGAAAGGAAUCGGAGAGAUGUGAAGGUAAAAGGGGUAGAAAUCAAACCACCUUUAGCUGCAGCAGAGUUUCCCAAGACGAAGACCGAAAAUUCGAAUUCUUUAUGCAAUGUGUAUGAAGAGAGUGAGAACAAGAAUCCCAACUUCCCACCUCCGCUUCCACUUUCGAAAACCAAAACAACGAAGGCUCCAAUGAAUCCAAGCAAUGUGAAGAAGAAAGCAGUGGAUGAAUCAUCUCAUGGUUCAUCAAAUUUUGGUAGGAAACCGCAGCUAAAGAGUACUUUCUCCGCCAGUAAUUUACUUGGCGGGCGAGCAAUGUUGAAUCAAAUCACGGAAUUUUGUGCGGAAUUGAAGAAAUUGGCGAGACGGGGUUCGAGAAAAGGUGGAUCAUCAGAGAGAGUUGGUUUGAAGGAGAGGGUUAGAGAGAGGAUCCCUCUGAUUGUUAGAGAAGGGAAGGUCUAAGAAAUGGAACAGAGUAAAACAGAAGGGAAGCCUAAGCAAUGGAACAGGGGAAAAUAGAGGAAGCUAGAGAAGGCCAAGUCUAACAAAUUAUUACACUAUAGUUAUCAUCUAAUUCAAGAUGUAAAUUGAAAUUGCAUUUGGAGUGCAGACAUAUGAUUUUUUUUAA